CCAACCUGAACGUGAAGGAACAAACUCUACACUGAGACUUUCACUGCUGGUGGAUGCUCAACAGCUGCAGUCAUGAAUGUAGGAAUCUGUAUGUGUGUUCUCCUGGCUGCUCUGUCCAGUGGAUCCCUGAGUCUGCCCUCACAAGUCAUGUCACAGAAAGCUGAAGGUGAAGCCCAUGCAUCAGACAGCCUGCCCACCUCCUCACCUAACCACACACGCCACUCCCGCUCAGCUCCAGCCCCCCCACCAGGCCUGCUGACCAACUACAACAAACAGCAGCAGGAGGAGGCAGACGCUCGCGACGGCCUGAACCAGCUCCUGGCCAGACUCAUCUCCAGGAAAGUCUCCCCCAACCACAGCAGAACCUCCUUGUCCAGCAGAGCCAGCGGUCCGGCCCCCGGUCACAGGAUAACUGACAGAGAUUAUAUGGGCUGGAUGGACUUUGGACGACGCAGCGCAGAGGACUACGGGGAAUACUCCUCUUAGAGGCCGGCUUUGUCUCACUGAAUCCUGAGUUACAUCCCCCAACAUCGCCAGUAAAAUCCCCCCAAGAAUAACAAGCCCUUUUCACUCUGCACUUACUGGAAACAAGGGCUGAAUUGACUAAAUCCCAGAGGGAGUUUAGCAUUAUGAUAAACAAGUACAGUGAAAAAAAAUCUAUCCAAUUAAUCAAUAUGUGGUCCCUGAAGAGCACUUUUCACAGUAUGUCUGAAAUACAUUAAAGCACAAAUAUUUAUUUACAGAAAUGUUUGAAAAUAUUCUCUAAUGUGCAUCAGACUCCAUCUUUCAAACUUGUCUGUGACUCUGAAAACUUACAUCAUUCAAAACAACUCAAACGCAUAAAUUGUCAUUUUCAAAGGGGCAUACCUUUGGUUACAUCUGGGCCAUGUGGUAUGUGUAAAAAAGAGAAACAUGGCACUUCAUUUGAUUGGAACAGCUUUCAGUUGUGGAUUUAUACACAUUUAAUGCAUUAGUAAGUAGUAAUAACAGUAAGAAAAGACUGAGACAAAAUAAACUAAACAAAGUAUGUUUUAUGUGUGCGGGUGUUUGUGUCAA
Molecule: messenger RNA, 1056 nt
Organism: Cheilinus undulatus (humphead wrasse)
Lineage: Eukaryota; Metazoa; Chordata; Actinopteri; Labriformes; Labridae
Product: cholecystokinin-like
Exons: 4
Coding region: 73-486 (137 amino acids)
Biological process (GO): digestion
Cellular component (GO): extracellular region; axon
Molecular function (GO): neuropeptide hormone activity
Source: RefSeq, a predicted model, not a curated record